UGUGUUGGAUCUUGUAGGACAGAGUGACGGUGAAAGCAGAAGAAUGUUUCCGUACCCAGUUCCUCCCAUUGAAGAGAACGUGUUGGAUGAAGGUAAACUGCUCAAACCCUGGGACACCAAGAAGUUACCUCUGCUGUCAUCACGACCAAAGUCCUGCGAAGUUGCCGGCAUCAAUAUCUUUCCGUCCCUGGAACAACCCUCCACGCUGACCCACGGUGUCCACUCGGCACUCAACACCGGCGGCUCACUACCCGACCUGUCCAUCUUCCACUUCCCCUCACCGCUGCCCACGCCGCUUGAUCACGAUGAGCCCAGCAGCUACCCAGGCUCCUCCUCUGUCAGCGGCGGAAGCAGCACAGGAAACCUGGCUUCCACUCUCACCCAGCUCGGCAUCGGCACGGCUACGGCGCCCGGAGGUCUCCUGGUGACUCUGCAGAGCACGCUCAGUAACGCCUCCCUGCAGUCAUCGCUAAGCAACCCCAACAUCCAGUCAUCAUUGAGCAGCCAGUCCUUCUCCAGUUCCUUAAGCUCUGCCUCAUUGCAAUCGUCACUAAGCAACCCUUCCCUGCAGUCCUCACUUAGCUCCUCCCCCUCAUUGCCAUCCUCCCUCAGCGGCCAAUCUCUGCACUCUUCCCUCAGCAACUCCUCCCUCCAGUCGGCCUCCAGCAGUAACCCCGCCUACAGCAGUGGAGUGGGCGGGUCUAACUCGUGCUCCUCCUCCUACUCACCUCUCCUCAGUGGCCAAGGCCAACCGUCACUCAGCACAUCACCACGGAGACGGGCGCAGCUGUCCCCACUGAUUCUGCCCAUGGGAGGAGAGUCACGGAGGCAUCACUCCAAGCAGUUCUCCCCCACCAUCUCCCCCACGCUGUCGUCCAUCACACAGGGUGUGGCUCUGGACACCAGCAAACUGCCUCUGGAUCAGCGGUUACCUCCGUACCCCCUCAGUCAGUCUCACCAGCAUCAGCCGCAUCCUGGUCUCCCGGGAACCCAGUCCAACCCGCCUGCACCACCGCUCAGCCACCACCAGCAGCUGCACCAUCCACCACAGCUCCGGCCCAGCGCUCAGCAGCAGCCACAGCUUCACCUGCAGAACCUACGCAACGCUCAGACGCAGCAUUCUUUUGGCAUGCAGCAGAGGUCUGUGCUGCCACCGCUGAACACCACGGGCAUACCACUGAUAAAAAGUGAGAGUGCUGUGGAGCACUGCGUCCACAACUCGCCACGUCGACUCAAGCAGCAGGCGGAGCAGCAGGCGGAGCAGCAGCGAGCCGGCGUCCCACCUCAGCGACAGGUCAGCCACACCCUGACCACGGACCUCGCCCUCUACAACGACACCUUGCUAAACUCGUUGCUGGAUGAUCCGUACCUGAAUCUCCAUCUUACAGGCAGAUCUGGCCAACAGUUCACAGGAGAGAACCAAUGUGACAGUCUGUCUCUGAACCACUGCGGCACCACCGACCAGAACCAGUACACCUCCCACACCCAGGGACCCCUGGAGUUCCAAGAGCACGGAGACCACCAUUUUCUGAACAACCAGAACCAAGACUACAGCACUGGGGAGGGGCGACACAACGUUCCCAACAUCAUCCUCACUGGUAUGGAUUCCUGUUCAGGUGAGUCACCACCAGGUUUGUCCAAAGAGAUUGCCAGCGCCUUGUCCCAUGUCCCUGGCUUUGAAAUGGACUCCUUCUCCUUGGACGAUCCGCUCCGGAUUGACCCUCUGGCUCUGGAUAUGCUGGACGGGGACCUAAUGCUUGCUGACCCUGCGGUAGAGGACUCUUUCCGAUCCGACCGGCUGAAGUGAUCCGAUCAGAACUCCACUCCUGGACCUUGCUGGGAUCGUGAAGAACUUGAUGGCCACAACGGAUGUGGAGGAGAAGAGAUUCAGUGCCACUUCACCGCCCACUCACCACUCCCCCUAGAUGACAGUCAGCUGGACGGGCUGCAGUGCAUGUAACUGAGAGCAGUGCAUCCUGGGACCUGAAUCCUGGAGGGGGGACUCUGAGGCACUUAUCUAAAAACACCAUGGCAGCGCUUGCAUUGGAGGAAAACCGUGACGCUUCUCCAUUUAAGCAUUAGCUUGUUCGAGUCUUACCUGCAUAUUGAUGCCAAAUGCGAACAUGCGGGAGCUGCUUGCAUGUCGUCUGCUUACGUGAUGUAAGAAACUGCAAACCAGCAAUGCUUUGAAGACGCCAUAUUGAAAAGUAUCCAGUCAGCGCGGAUCCUUGGGCUUUAUCGUUGUCAGUUGUUUCUUGCUCUGUCGCUCCUGUUGAUCUUUGCUGCCUGUGGAAAGAUGUUUAUUUUUUUUUCUCAGCUCAAAUGCUAAAGCUAACUUUUGGCUAACACGAGGUUCUGUGCUUUAACAUUUAGCGAGCCGCCACUUGAAACAUUUAUUGGUGUUGUCUUGAUGUCCAGAAGGAUCCGUUUGUUAACGAGGUAGUGCCGGCGUGGCAGCAUGUGUUCCUGGAGCGCUUUGACUUCACGCUAGCACUCACCGACUGAAGCAGCUUUAAAAUCGUAAGGCCAUGAUGGACUUUUAACUCUCAACAUAUGAAAAUCUUCUGUUGGGGUUUUUUUCGUAGACUUUAUUCUUGCGCACAUUCCAUCUGCUACUUCUGUGUUUCUGUAGAAGAAUCUGUUGACUUUGUUGCAUCGCGCACAGAACUGUUUUAUUUUGAAGUACAAAAUGAUGCUUUUCAAGAACGGGUUCUUUAACUAUAGACGUAGAAAAUAGGAGCUGGAUGUUCGUGGACCCCCCCAAGGUGUUCCAAGGGCAUUUUGGACAUUUCAUUCCCAUGAUGCUUCACUUCACUCAUCGAGAGUCCACACAUUGGGUUAAAAUUCAUAGAAAAACUAAAUUUAUACAGGUUGUUCAGCAUUUGCCUGUUUUUGUUGCAUGAGGGGAACAAAGUGAAGGAUCGUGGGAACAAACGGCCCAAAUAUCUCUCUGGCUCUUCUAUACUGUGAUUGGUUACCCAGAGCUUAUAUAUAUACAGUAGUGUUCAGAAUAAUAGUAGUGCUAUGUAACUAAAAAGAUUAAUCCAGGUUUUGAGUAUAUUUC
Thalassophryne amazonica is the source of this 3064-nucleotide messenger RNA. RefSeq names its product CREB-regulated transcription coactivator 2-like. Gene Ontology annotation, cellular component: nucleus; cytoplasm. The record is from RefSeq and is a predicted model, not a curated record. Gene Ontology annotation, molecular function: cAMP response element binding protein binding. NCBI's taxonomy places the organism in Eukaryota, Metazoa, Chordata, Actinopteri, Batrachoidiformes, Batrachoididae. The transcript has 10 exons. Bases 44 to 1807 code for a protein of 587 amino acids. Gene Ontology annotation, biological process: positive regulation of transcription by RNA polymerase II.